Rangifer tarandus platyrhynchus (Svalbard reindeer) is the source of this 423-nucleotide messenger RNA. The record is from the annotation of a GenBank genome assembly. NCBI's taxonomy places the organism in Eukaryota, Metazoa, Chordata, Mammalia, Artiodactyla, Cervidae.
AUGAUGCCUGCAGCCAUGAAGGGCCUCGGCCUGGUGCUGCUGGCCGCUCUGCUGUGCUCGGCCCCCGCUCACGGCCUGUGGUGCCAGGACUGCACACUGACCACCAACUCCAGCCACUGCACUCCCAAGCAGUGCCAUCCGUCGGACACGGUGUGUGCCACUGUCUGGAUCACAGACCCCAGCAGCAGCAGGAAGGAUCAUUCCGUGAACAAGAUGUGUGCCUCAUCCUGUGACUUUGUGAAGCGGCACUUUUUCUCAGACUAUCUGAUGGGCUUCAUUAACUCUGGGAUCUUGAAAGUGGACGUGGACUGCUGCGAGAAGGAUUUGUGCAAUGGGGUGGCACAGCCGGGGCGCAGCCCCUGGGCCCUGGCUGGGGGGCUCCUGCUCAGCCUGGGGCCUGCCCUCCUCUGGGCUGGACCCUGA